Dacryopinax primogenitus is the source of this 804-nucleotide messenger RNA. RefSeq lists its product as uncharacterized. Lineage: Eukaryota; Fungi; Basidiomycota; Dacrymycetes; Dacrymycetales; Dacrymycetaceae. The record is from RefSeq and is a predicted model, not a curated record. The transcript is spliced from 2 exons. The coding region runs from base 58 to 729 and encodes 223 amino acids.
CCGACAUCGCUCUAGCAACCAAACGUUAACAUUGAACCACGCAAAGAUAUCGAUACUAUGCCAGCCUUCAAGGAGCUGUUGUCGCCGCAUUCCGAGGUCAAGCGAGUUAGCUCGCGCCUGCGGCUCUCGUUCAUCCGCAACUUCAUCGACUCGCUCAGUAGCGACCCGAAGUACAUGAACUCGAUCCGAGCUGCAGUCGAGGAAGACCACAAGUACCGGAGCAUGUACGACGAGUACAAGCGCACGGGAAAGGUGACGCCUCUCGAGGAGGAGAACGACUCCUUCUCGUUAUUACGGUUCAGAAGCCGGACAGGUGGGCCAGCGGGUCCACCGAAACCAGGCGACUAUAACGAUCAGCACAUCUAUGUGUGCACCACACGACGUACACUCACGAUCCAUCAUUGGCUUUUCAUGCACCCCACUCUCGUGAUCGACCUCAACAGCAUCAUUCGGAUUCGCCCUGCAAAGGAUGAAGUCACCGAGGGUGGUGUCGAGCCGUGGGGAGUGGGCCUGACGGGUGUCUGUUGGGCGCGAGACGCGGACCGUGCCCUAACAGAUAACGAGGCGUACGACCGCAGCUUCGUGUGCGAGUUCAAGGCAGAGGACGGGGAGGAGUACUGUGCGGGAUUCACGGUUGAACGACCGGAGAAGUUUGUACGGGUCCUCGAGAAUUUGAUACCAGGCAUACGAGCUGGAUGCUCCAAGACGAGUCGCUGGGGAGCUCUGUAGUUGAUGCCUAUGCAUUCCUCUUUUGAUGUUCUCUGUACAUUAGCAACAUUGUACCAUUACUCAAUCACCAUUAUU